AAGAAGACUCAAAUAAAAUAUACUAUACUAUACUUAAGUUUAAGAAUAUAAUAAAAAAAACAUAUUUUUUAAGUAAAAAAUUUUACAAACCCCUUGAUAAUAAAUGAAAAUAUUAAUGAAAACAUCAUAGCUGCCGGUUCACAUAAAUCACUCCAACUAACAAUGUUGUUACAGUGUCUGAAAUGUGCACGUCUUACGAAAUCACCAUCACCCAACGUCUUUUGGACUUUUAGAAACUUUACUACCGGUCGACAGAAUUUAUCUCACCGAUUGUUGCAGAAUGGUAUGCCAAAGUCUCAAGGACAGUUGUUGCAAUCCAGGAAUCGUCAAGCUAAUUCAUGGAUAUCACGGCGGCUGAAAAAUGUUGAAGCUGCCGGAAAGGGUAAAGCGCCAAAGGUCAAAAUUAAGAAAAGCGAUGUUGCAAGACUAAUGGGCUUGGCUAAGUCUGAAAAACUGGUAUUGGCUGCUGCCAUUGGCUGUUUGGUUAUUUCCUCCUCCAUAACAAUGAGUGUUCCGUUUGUUCUUGGGAAAAUUCUGGAUAUCAUAUUUGACAAAGAUAGCGAAAAAGCUGGCCAAGCACUGGACCGAUUAAAACAUUUUUCUUUGAUACUAUGCGGCGUUUUUUUAAUUGGAGGUUUGGCAAAUUUUGGUCGCAUUUACUUUUUCAAUAGUGCAUCUUUGCGGAUUGUUCGCGACCUACGAUCAAAACUAUAUAGACGGAUGUUAAAUCAAGAAGUCGGUUGGUUUGAUCAAAAAGGCACUGGCGAACUAGUAAAUCGUUUGGCAACAGAUACUUAUUUAGUCGGAAAUUCACUGAGCCAAAACUUAUCAGAUGGUUUACGAUCGACGGUCAUGGUGUUAGCAGGUACAGGAAUGAUGAUAUACACAUCACCUCAGUUGGCCCUCAUCAGUACAUGUGUGGUGCCAUGCGUUGCAGGGAUAGCUAUUGUCUAUGGCCGUUAUGUCCGCAAAAUAACACGUAGUCUUUUAGACAAGUUGGCCGAUAUUUCCAAGUCUGCAGAAGAACGUUUGGGAAAUGUGAAAACUGUAAAAACCUUCAAGAGAAAUGAAGAGUGUAAAACAUACGAUAAUUUGCUGGGAGAAGCUUUACAACUGGGUUAUAAAGAAACUCUUGCUCGAGCAAUGUUUUUUGGAACGACUGGCAUGUCAGGCAACAUCAUUAUAAUAUCAGUUUUGUAUUAUGGUGGCAAUUUGGUAAUUCAAGACGCUCUAUCUAUUGGUGCUCUGACGUCGUUUAUUUUAUACGCUGGAUAUUCGGCAAUAUCACUAAACGGACUUUCCAAUUUUUACACCGAGCUUAACAAAGGAGUGGGUUCAGCACAAAGAAUAUGGGAAAUUUUAGACCGCAAAUGUCUGAUACCAACAAAUGCUGGUAUGAUACCAGAGAUAAAGCCGCGUGGAGAAGUUAUUUUCGAAGGUGUUAAUUUCAAUUUUCCCGCCAGACCGGAUUCCGUAGUUUUAAAUGAUUUUAGUUUAGUUUUAAGACAUGGGCAAACAACUGCUCUUGUUGGACGUAGCGGUUCAGGAAAAAGUACAAUAGCAUCAUUGUUACUAAGAUUGUACGAUCCAUUAAAGGGUCGCAUUUUAUUAGAUAAUCUCGAUUUAAGAGAUGUAAGUCCGGUAUGGUUAAGAAAACACAUUGGAGCUGUAAGUCAGGAACCUGUCCUCUUCUCUGGGACAAUACGCGAAAAUAUACUAUAUGGACUCAAUCCAGGAGAUACAAUAAAAGAAUCUGACUUCGAAGAUAUUGUACGAAAAGCUCAUGUUGACGAAUUCGCGGAACAAUUACCCAAUGGUCUGGAUACUUUAGUGGGCCAGAGAGGCAUGAUGUUGAGUGGGGGACAGAAACAAAGGGUCGCAAUCGCAAGAGCAUUAAUCAAAAAUCCUACCAUUUUAAUAUUAGAUGAAGCAACAAGUGCGUUGGACUCCGUCUCGGAAGAAUUAGUUCAAAAUGCUUUGGAGGAAUUGGCGAAGGGAAGAACUUGUUUGACAAUAGCCCAUCGACUAAGUACCAUACGUAAUGCUAAUACAAUAGCUGUAUUAGAUAAUGGACAAGUUGCCGAACAAGGCACCUAUGACGAACUUAUUACACGAGAUAGUGGGACAUUUAAGGAAUUAGUAAAAAAGCAAGCUUUCCUAAUGAAUACAUGAUAGCACAACUAAA
Molecule: messenger RNA, 2185 nt
Organism: Musca domestica (house fly)
Lineage: Eukaryota; Metazoa; Arthropoda; Insecta; Diptera; Muscidae
Product: ATP-binding cassette sub-family B member 10, mitochondrial-like
Biological process (GO): transmembrane transport
Cellular component (GO): membrane
Molecular function (GO): ABC-type oligopeptide transporter activity; ATP hydrolysis activity; ATP binding
Source: RefSeq, a predicted model, not a curated record